AUGUUCAAUACAUUCUAUACGCUGAGUCCCACGAUCGCUCACCAAUAUGGCUCUCGGCUCCAAGUAAUCUUCCGGCAGCAUAUUCAACCAUGGCAUCCGUCGUCCACUCUCACCCACGAGGCAGGUGCCGCAGUCCUUCGACUGGCCCCGGAGAAAUUCUGGGAUUUUAGCGCGACCUUGUUUCAACACCAGAGUGAAUUUUUUGACGUGAGCGUGGUCAAUGAAACUCGUAAUAAAACAUAUGAGCGCCUCGCUAGGAUUGCCGGGUCUGUUGGCGUGGACGAACAAAGCGUCCUGAACUUGUUGACAAUCCCAGAUACCCCCGACAGCACCGGCCAAUUGAAUGUGGGAAACCAGGUGACCAACGACCUGAAGUUGAUGAUCAAAGCGGAUCGAGUAGUGGGAGUUCAUGUUUCACCAACGGUUUUUUUCAACGGUGUAGAGGAGCGUGGGAUCAGCAGCAGCUUCACCGCGGCGCAAUGGGGAGAAUGGUUCGCCACGAAUGUGGUUUGA
Messenger RNA from Penicillium macrosclerotiorum, 513 nucleotides. RefSeq names its product DsbA family protein. Bases 1 to 513 code for a protein of 170 amino acids. The record is from RefSeq and is a predicted model, not a curated record. NCBI's taxonomy places the organism in Eukaryota, Fungi, Ascomycota, Eurotiomycetes, Eurotiales, Aspergillaceae. The transcript is spliced from 3 exons.